This is a messenger RNA of Coffea eugenioides, 2682 nucleotides long. RefSeq lists its product as uncharacterized. Lineage: Eukaryota; Viridiplantae; Streptophyta; Magnoliopsida; Gentianales; Rubiaceae. The transcript is spliced from 5 exons. The coding region runs from base 1 to 2682 and encodes 893 amino acids. Gene Ontology annotation, molecular function: zinc ion binding. The record is from RefSeq and is a predicted model, not a curated record.
AUGGGGACUAUUGCUGCUGCAUAUGACAUUGUUGUUCACUGUAAUGCAAGCAAAAUCAGGAUUCCAAAUGUUGAUCCAAGUGGCUACUCAUACAUUAACUUGUUGUUUGAUGUAACUGAAAAGGCACUGAGCAAGAUAAGUGGGAAUGUUAACAUGAUUAUGCAUAUGAGAUGUGAAAUUCCUGGAAAAAAUUGCACGAUGGAUGUUAAUGAUGAUUAUUCUAAUAAGAAGACAGUGGCUAUAGAUGUUGAUAUCUCAGAUGAUCAGUAUGGAGAUUCUAGCUCUGAUUCUUCAUGGAGAUACAAUCCGUAUAGUGACAAUGAGGAUGAAUUAGUUCUGGAUAGGGUCUCAAAUGAUGAUAGUGAGGAAAGUGAUACUAUUUUUUUUGAUUUUGAAGACAAUGAAAUGGAAAUUGUGGUGCUUGAUUCUGAAAGUGAGGAAGGGGAUAAUUCUAGGAGACAGUUAAUAAGAUCAAAGAUGUGGAUUUACAAUCCUAAAGAUGACAUAGAAUUUGAGAAGGGUCAAUUAUUCACCAAUGUGGAUGCAUUUAGAGCUAUUUUAAAAGAUUAUGUUAUUCAAAAAGGUUUUCCACUUCUGAGAUUGAAAAAUGAGAGAUCGAGAGUGACUGCUAUAUGCAAUGCUGAGGGAUGCCAGUGGAGAAUACAUGCAUCACCAGUGGCUGAUAAUAUAACUUUUCAGAUUAAAAGUUACCAACCACAGCACACUUGUGUGAUGGAUAAACACUGUGUUGAAGCCACUUCUGAUUGGAUGGCCAAGAAGCUGGUUGGUGUCAUGAGAGAUCAUCCUAAUAUGACCAGCAAAGGUGUAGAGGCAGAGUUGAGAAAGUAUGGUGUGAAGCCAAGUAAAAUGCAGAUUUUCAGAGCUAAGAACAAAGCACUUAAUGAAAUAGAAGACACACAUGCUGAAUCUUAUCCUAAACUCCCCUCAUAUGCUGAACUGUUAAGGAACAAUAAUCCCAAUAGCAUUUGUAAAAUACAUUAUGAUAGGCCAAAUCUGUUAAUUGAGCCUAAAUUUCUGAGAAUAUUCAUUAGCUUUAGAGCUCAAAAGCUGGGAUUCCUAGAAGGUUGUAGACCUUUUGUAGGAUUUGAUGGGUGUUUCUUGAAGGGUCCAUUUGGAGGUGUGCUUCUCACAGCAGUUGCUUUGGAUGCAAACAACAGCAUUUUUCCAAUAGCAUUUGUUGUAACUGAAUGCGAGAACAAGGAUACUUGGAGAUGGUUCUUCUACUACUUUCAAGAGUUCUUUGGACCAUUAGACAACAACAUCCCUUUAACUUUCAUGAGUGAUAGGCAGAAGGAACUGAAUCUUGCUUAUGAGGAGAUAUUUCCUAAUGCAACUGGUAGGCAUUGUUAUAGGCAUAUAUGUAGCAAUUUCAAAUCUAAAUUUCCAGGAAUAUUACUUAGAAGUUUCUUUUGGAAGGCAGCAAAAAGUUAUGAUGUUGUUGGCUAUAAUGAAGCAAUGGCAAGUAUUAAAGAUAUUAACAUUGCUGCUUGGAGAUAUUUGGACAAAAUUCCAAGAAGUUCCUGGUGUAGGCAUGUCUUCUCAUCUGAAUUUAAGUGUGAUCAUGUAACAAAUAAUUUCACUGAAUCCUUUAAUAAUUGGGUUGGUGAUCUUAGAGGAAAGCCUAUACUGACAUCAGUGGAUGGUUUGAGGAGAAAGUUCAUGAAAAAGUUGCACAAGAGGUACCAGAAAGGUUGCACUUUGACUGCUAAUAUCACUCCCAGGAUUGCUGAGAAACUCACACAGAUUAGCCAAGCAUCAAGAAAAUGUGAGAUACAUAUGGCUAGUGAAGAUACAUUCGAGAUUGGUGAUGGUGACAGAAGCUACAUAGUUAAUCUCAGCAAAAGAAUCUGUGAUUGUGGUGCUUUUCAGAUAUCUGGAAUUCCAUGUAAACAUGCAGCAUUGGGAAUUAUUUACAGGAGAGAAAAAUUGGAACAUUACUGUGAAACCUGGUUCACGAGGGACAUGUAUUUGAAGGCAUACUCAGAAAUGAUUCAUCCUAUUCCUGAUGUGAAAAGGUGGCCUGUGAUGCCUGAUUUACUCCCAAAAACUGUGUUGCCACCUCCUUUGCGAAGAGCUCCUGGUAGACCAAGAGUAAAUCGAAGAAGGGAAGCUGAUGAGGGAGCUUCCUCUUCACAACCAAAAAGGAGCAGCACUCUCAAGUGUGGCAAUUGUGGAGCUUUUGGUCAUAAUAAGAGGACCUGCAAAGGACAACCUGUGCACAGAACGACUGCAAACAAAACCACAGCUGAACUGAUGACAAAUAGGAGAGGUAGGCCAGGCAGAGGAAUGGCCAGCACAGGCUUAUCAGGAGCUGUACUUUGGGAUUAUGCAGAAGGAGCAGUACCUAUAGUUCACUCCAGUCAAGGGAGCAAUCAUAGUCCUACUGGUCAUAAUGGAGGUGUUAACGUGCAGAAUAAUUGUCAAACUACUGCUGCAGGCUCUAACAGAAAGAGAGGAAGGCCUGCUUCAAACAAUCCUUCUACUUCAACAAUCAGAGGUGCUGGUAGGACCAAAAGUACUAGAAUGUACUCCAAUCCUCAGGUUCCAGUUCAUUCGACUUCUGACAUAGCUGAAAAUGCUACAUCUGUCAGCAUGAAUGCACCACCAAAUAUGAACUCCAAUAGCAUUAGCAGUACCAGCACUUUCAGUAAUUGGUUUUGA